Molecule: messenger RNA, 1584 nt
Organism: Aedes albopictus (Asian tiger mosquito)
Lineage: Eukaryota; Metazoa; Arthropoda; Insecta; Diptera; Culicidae
Gene: Osi15
Exons: 3
Coding region: 620-1246 (208 amino acids)
Cellular component (GO): membrane
Source: RefSeq, a predicted model, not a curated record
AUACAUUGCACAUAGCGCACCGAGCAUUAAAGCCCGCUACGACUCAUGCAUUCCGGUCACGUUCUGGCACAAAUAUUUUGACUCUCGGAAGCCUUACCGUUCGUAACCGUGCAAGUCUGCUGGCCGUGCCAUCGCGCUGCAGAGUUCACUAUCGACCGGAAUCGACAUUCCGUGCCGCAUACUAAUCAACACUUCGCGCCACCGCCACCGGCCGCCAAGAAGGUAGCUUUCAUCGCCUGGCUACGACAUCCAAGAUAGUUGUGACAGUGCCAAAAUCCAAACUUGGAAUCCCACCCAACGCCAACCCAGGUCCCCACGCACCUACCACGGGCGACCUGACCGUGGCCCCACGGAACCCCGCGCACGGAAUCAGCGCACGCGUUUUGGAGUUAUUGAAGUAACGCAUGCGCACUCCGUUUCCGAUGGGUUCAGGUCCGGCGGUACCACCCCAGCCAAAUCGAACCCCAAUAAAUAGCUUUGUAAUAUCGCAUAAUCCAUCAGUGUAGUAGCUUAAGCCAACGCGACGAGUGCAAUUAGUUAAUUACCGACGACCGAACGGUUCUUGGAAGCUCUUCUCGAAAACCCGAAACGCCUCAAACGCCUCAAUACCAGCCUCGUCAUGUUCCUGUUGCGAAGCAGUGCCCUAGUGAUUGCGGUGGUUGCCAUUGCCGUAGCGUCGGCGGCGAACACCAAGCAAGAACAGCAGAUGGUGAACUUGAUCAACGAGAUCGACCAGCAGGAGAGCUUCCCGCUGUUCGGUGGACUAAGUGUGGAACGCGUUGAAGGUGGUGGCCGCUCGUUCGGUGGUGUCGACGCUAGCGAAGAUCUGGCCGAACGUGCCGUGCGAUAUCUGAACACGCACAGUGUGAAGUUCAAUCUGCCGGAAGAGGACAGUGAGGGUCGUCAGAUGGAAGAAGCCCGCAGCAGCCGCCUGAAGAAGGUCUUCCUGCCUCUGCUGCUCGCCCUGAAGCUGAAGAUGUCCGUUGUCUUGCCCAUUCUGCUCACCAUCAUCAAGCUGAUCUCCCUGAAGGGACUGAUCGCCGGACUGCUGGCCCUGAAGUUCUCCAUCUUCACCUUCCUGAAGGAUCUGUUCAACAAGAAGCAGGAACGUGUGACCACCGCCUACAUCACCAGCGCCCAGCCCGUGAACGCCGAAAUCGUCCACCAGGACUGGCACCGCAAUGGACAGGCUUCGCCACAGGAACUGGCCUAUGGUGCGUACAAUCCCUACGCUACCCUGCAGUAAGUUUCCACCAAUAACGCUAGAAAGAGACCACAACAAAGCAUGAUCAGCGUCAGCGAUCAUGGUUGAGCAGAGACCAAAUAUGUCGGAGGCCGCCUGCUUGGGAGUAGUCGGAACAACUCCGUAGAGCGCAGUUAAUUUAUUUAUUUAUUGUAUUUGUUAUAAAUGAUGUGUGUUUGUUUUUAUUUGUACGAACUAUCAAACUAUCUAUGUCUAUUGAUCUAUCCGCCAUCACUAUCUGUUUUUUUUUUACCUUUCCGAUUGUUUGUUAUAAUUUAUUUGUGUUGAAUGUGUAAAUAAGCACCGAAAAAUAAAAGAUUAAACGAAACAUAGCAGCUGCA